CACCCUCUCACUGGGGAGGGUAAAUAAAUAGCUUUUCUGGGUGCAUCUUCAGCUCUCAUUCCUCACAUUCAAACUCCACCCAUUGCACCAAUCACCCCCAAAAGCAUCAGCAGGUCUCCUGGCCCAGGUAUAAAACCCCAGGACAGGCCAGGACACCCCUCACAUAGUGUGUUAUUUGUCUCCAGGUGUUUAAUUUAUUGGAGCAGAGGAGUGGUAACAGGUGUCAGAAGUCACGAUGUCGGGUAAAAACUUCCAGGGACUGAAGGAACAGGCUGAAGGUGCAGCGAAAGGUGCUGAAAACACGCUGGGCCAGGCUGCUCAGGAUGCAGUCAAUCAGAUCACAGACGCAAGCCAGAAAGCUAUUGACAAGGCUUCCAAGAUGGCACAAGAUGGGGUAGAAAAAGCAACCGGACAAGCUGCAGAAGCAAUGUCAGGCUUUGGGAAGAAAUGUGGAUUUAAGAAAUGAUGCUAAUUUAAGCAAACAGUAUUGCAUGUAAAAAGCUCCCUUUGGUCUGCAAUUCCCUACUCCUUUGUGUAGAAAAAUGAAAGCUGUUGAUAUUUGAAUAAUUUCUUUCUCUUCAAAUAUAAAAUUUUAAGGCAGAAGGGCCCCCUCAUCCUUCACAUAGGAAAAAUACAUCUUUUAGCACAACUGCUCACAGUCUUCAAUAUGGCUCAAAGGCUUCGGCAAGCUCUUGCCCUACUCUUACAACAACGCAAUGAUUAUUGCCACAUCUGCUGAGUGUGUUUACAAAACCAGUGAAACUGUUCACACUCCAGGACACCACUAUGAUGAAACUGGGUGUCCUUCCAGUAAUCAACAGUUAAACUAGGGUUAUAUUUCUUGUCCAUUGUUUGUUUGUUCCCAUCUGCUGUAUUCUCGGAUUAAAAUAAAUAAAAGGUAUUGUAAGAGUCCCACCUCCUAGA
This is a messenger RNA of Athene cunicularia (burrowing owl), 924 nucleotides long. It is a transcript of the gene ADIRF, whose product is annotated as adipogenesis regulatory factor. Gene Ontology annotation, cellular component: nucleus. The record is from RefSeq and is a predicted model, not a curated record. Bases 236 to 466 code for a protein of 76 amino acids. Gene Ontology annotation, biological process: positive regulation of fat cell differentiation. The transcript has 3 exons. Lineage: Eukaryota; Metazoa; Chordata; Aves; Strigiformes; Strigidae.